This is a messenger RNA of Propithecus coquereli (Coquerel's sifaka), 1282 nucleotides long. RefSeq names its product eukaryotic translation elongation factor 1 alpha 1 (gene EEF1A1). The coding region runs from base 503 to 1282 and encodes 259 amino acids. The record is from RefSeq and is a predicted model, not a curated record. Gene Ontology annotation, biological process: translational elongation; translation. Gene Ontology annotation, cellular component: ribosome. NCBI's taxonomy places the organism in Eukaryota, Metazoa, Chordata, Mammalia, Primates, Indriidae. The transcript is spliced from 4 exons. Gene Ontology annotation, molecular function: translation elongation factor activity; structural constituent of ribosome; GTPase activity.
GCCGGGCGACUCUGGUGCCAGCCUUGCGCCGCCGUGUGCCGCCCCACCCCGGCGGCGCGGCCGGCCCGCUCGGCACCAGUUGCGUGCGCGGAAAGAUGGCCGCUCCCCGGCCCUGCUGCAGGGAGCUCAAAAUGGAGGACGCGGCGGCCCGGGAGAUGGGGCGGGUGAGUCACCCACACAAAGGAAAAGGGCCUUUCCCUCCUUUGCCGCCGCUUCCUGUGACCCCGCGGUGUGCCCGGGCGCCGUCCAGGCACCUCCAUGACUCCUGCCAGCUUUUGGAGAAGCUCGUUCUCGCGGUGGGGGAGGGGAUUUCGUGCGCUGGAGUUUCCCCACACUUGGUGGGUGGAGACUGAAGAGUUCGGCCAGCUUGGCACUGGCUGUAAUUCUCCUUGGAAUUUGCCCUCUGAGUUUGGGUCCUGGCUUAUUCUCAAGCCUUUCAACAGUGGUUCAAAGGUUUUUUCCUGCAUUUCAGGUGCCGUGAAAACCACCCAUAAAAGCCAAAAUGGGGAAGGAAAAGACUCACAUCAACAUCGUCGUCAUCGGACACGUAGAUUCCGGCAAGUCCACUACUACUGGCCAUUUGAUCUACAAGUGUGGUGGGAUCGACAAAAGAACCAUCGAAAAAUUUGAGAAGGAGGCAGCUGAAAUGGGAAAGGGCUCCUUCAAGUAUGCCUGGGUCUUGGAUAAACUGAAAGCUGAGCGUGAGCGUGGUAUCACCAUUGAUAUCUCCCUGUGGAAAUUUGAGACCAGCAAAUACUAUGUGACUAUUAUUGAUGCCCCAGGACACAGAGACUUUAUCAAAAACAUGAUUACAGGCACAUCUCAGGCCGACUGUGCUGUCCUGAUUGUUGCUGCUGGUGUUGGUGAAUUCGAAGCUGGUAUCUCAAAGAAUGGGCAGACCCGUGAGCAUGCCCUUCUGGCUUACACACUAGGUGUGAAACAACUAAUUGUUGGUGUUAACUCUAGGCUCCAGACAGGUACUCGAGGUGCCUUUGGAAAGUCCCAGCGCACUGUGGCCAGAAUUCACGUUGGCCAAGUCAUGAUGUUUGUCCCCACAAAGCUGCAGAACAAGGAACAUGUGAUUGAGGGCCUAUGGAAGGCCAAGUUCAAGUUUGCUGGCUGCCAGAAAAUGCACAUCUCAAAGAAGUGGGGCUUUACCAAGUUUAAUGCAGAUGAAUUUGAAGACCUCGUAGCUGAGAAGCUGUUCACCCUGGAUGCGUAUGGGGUCAAAUACAUCCCCAGUCAUGGCCCCCUGGACAAGUGGCGGGCCCUGCAUUCAUGA